CCCCACUCCGCCGUCCGGCCAUCCCCUCCCCGCGCCACCUGCCCCUCGCGUAUAUAAGCGGCGAGCGCCCCCUCCAGCGGCAUUGCUUCGCUCGUAGCUGCCCGCUGAGGUCGCCAACGCUGUGUUGCUUCCUGCGAGAGUGUGCCGCGAGCGUGUGUGUUGUUUUCCUCUGCGCUCACGUUGACAGUGUUUUGGGUUGACGAUUUCGAGUGUGCCACGAUGAUCCACGACGGUGUCAUGACGUCAGUCGACAUUGAACAGUUGCAGCCGAUCUCCAGGACUUACCAAUACCGAAAGGUGAUGAAGCCCAUGCUGGAGCGCAAGCGCCGAGCCCGCAUCAACCGCUGCCUGGACGAGCUGAAGGAGCUGAUGGUGUCUGCGCUGGCGGCGGAGGGCGAGAACGUGGCGAAGCUGGAGAAGGCCGACAUCCUGGAGCUGACGGUCCGCCACCUGCACCGCUUGCGCCGCCAGCAGCGCCUGUCGCUGAACCCCGUGACAGACGCCGACCGUUUCCGAGCCGGGUUCACCCACUGCGCCACCGAAGUGUCCCGCUGCCUCGCCGCCACCCCCGGCGUGGACGUGGCGCUGGGCACCAAGCUCAUGACGCACCUGGGUCACCGGCUCAACGACAUGGACAAGCUGCUGCCUUUGAGCGUGCAAGUGGGCGGAGCGGUGGCGGGCGGGCACACGCCCCCCGGCUCGCCCGCGGGCUCCUCGCCCGCGCCCUCGCCCGCGCCCAGCACCAGCAGCUGCUGCGACGACAGCGGCAGCAGCGGGUCGCCUUCGCCCUCGCCCGCGCCCGCUGCCCACGCGCAGUACGCCAUGCCGCUCACGCCCGCCUCCAGCCGGUCGUGCGCCUCGCCCCCGCUCGCCUCCGCCACCGCCGCCCCGGCCAGCCCCGCCGCCACCGUCCCCGGGUGCGGGGGCGGCCUGCUCAAGGUGGUGGACACCGCGGCCCCCGCCGGCAAACGCGAGAACGUCUGGCGGCCGUGGUGA
Molecule: messenger RNA, 996 nt
Organism: Gryllus bimaculatus (two-spotted cricket)
Lineage: Eukaryota; Metazoa; Arthropoda; Insecta; Orthoptera; Gryllidae
Source: the annotation of a GenBank genome assembly